This is a messenger RNA of Aureobasidium melanogenum CBS 110374, 243 nucleotides long. Its product is annotated as cytochrome c oxidase-assembly factor cox-23. The transcript has 4 exons. The coding region runs from base 1 to 243 and encodes 80 amino acids. NCBI's taxonomy places the organism in Eukaryota, Fungi, Ascomycota, Dothideomycetes, Dothideales, Saccotheciaceae. The record is from RefSeq and is a predicted model, not a curated record.
AUGGGUCACGAAGAAGAGAAUAAGAAGGCCUGGGAGAAGGGUGGUGCAAAGUACAGCAGCAAAGCAUACAGCGAAUACUUUGAUCCUUGUCAAGAAGCUGCCGACAGAAGUUUGAGAUGUUUACGAAGGAAUGGUGGUGACAAGGCACUUUGUCAAGACUACUUUGAAGCGUACCGCGAGUGCAAGAAGCAAUGGAUGGCAGAAAUGAAGGAGGAAAAGAGAAAACAAGGCAGAUGGUGGUGA